Molecule: messenger RNA, 1729 nt
Organism: Portunus trituberculatus (swimming crab)
Lineage: Eukaryota; Metazoa; Arthropoda; Malacostraca; Decapoda; Portunidae
Product: divergent protein kinase domain 2A-like
Exons: 6
Coding region: 381-1586 (401 amino acids)
Source: RefSeq, a predicted model, not a curated record
ACUUAAUCCACGCCCACUGAUUGUUGACAACUUGAGAAAACCACAUAAUAUUGGUCGUCGUUGCCCAAACCACCAUUAACAACAGCAGAAAAUAUAAGAAUAGCAGUGGAGAGUGAAAUAAAUGGCUCGGAAUAAUGUUAAUUAACAACAGAAACAUAUUCACUAAGAAGAAGGAAAAGGCAGAGAAAUGAUCUGACUUAAAACAUUCGACCAUUGCAAGUUGUCUCGUAGGAGGAACUUUUUGGAGAGAUGUGUGCUUACCAUCCAUCCGUAUGGCGUAAAUAUCUUAAAUCUCAUAGAGGAAAAAAUCGAGACGAAGUAAUUACACGUGAUAGAAAACAGUGUUCAUAGGCAAAUAUUAAGGCACAAACAUAUAAAAUAUGAGAAACAAAAGAAGAAUCCUCUUUGUGUGUGUGGCACCUCUAAUACUUACACUGUAUAUAUUGUAUGGAUGGAACCAACAAUUAGAUGGAGAAUUUGUGGAGUUACCAAGCUGUCCAGCCUGUUAUGGUCAAAAUCUUUGUUCAGAAAUUGUGCAACAUCAUAAUUCAGUUGUUCCAAGAAUAGAGUUAAGUGGUAUCUCUAGAUUAAAAGUAUCAAAAUUUGUGAAUUUAAAAAAUGUAUAUUAUGUAUCAAGUGAGAAAGGUGUAGCUGUCUUGAAAAAAUUAGCUCAUAAUUCAGAGUUGUGCGAAUUUGACCGAAAGAUUUGUGACAUCAACAAAAGAAUUCAUUGUAAUGUUUCGGAAACUCUUGAUUAUUUGGUGAAGAAAAGUAAUAAUGAUAUUAAACAAAUUGUUGGCCAGCAUCCCUCAGUAUUUACAAGUGAUGGCAUUGUGUGCAAUCACAGCAGAGUACUUCAGUAUCUGUACAGAAAAUAUACUGAGAUGGAUACUGGACCUGAUAAACAACAUCAUUUUCUUACAAUGUUGGCAAUCAACUUUGAACCUCUUUUAAUUCAUGCAUUUCAUCACACUAAUUGGUUUCCUGCCCUACAAGGAAUGUGUGGCCGGGUGAUAGUGGAGGAUUACGUGGGACCAACACUGUCCCAGCUGAGCCACGUGUCCUGGCUGGAGCGUGCAGACUUUGCUCGCCAACUUUUAGAAAUGGCUCAAGAAUUUUCAUCUUCUGAAUUUCGGCUUUACCUAACAGAUGUAUCCUUAGAUAACUUUGCAGUGGAUAAAGAGGGCAAAGUUAAGGUAAUAGAUGCAGAAAAUAUUGUGCUUGUGGAUCCAUCUGUAAAGGGCCUUGAAACAACUGAACACAUAAACAAGGGCGUUGGAUGCAUGGACUGUUUUAGUUUCUCUUAUGAAGAUCUCUGUGGUCACACAUCUACUGAUCAUAACUUCUUUGCGAUAUGUAAGGGAAUGCUGUCAUCUACUGCAUAUUCCCAAGAUCUUCCUGUAGGACUAUUACACUCACCACCCUCCUGGGUGAUAGAUGUAUAUCCAUCCCUAAAGACUGAUGUAGAAGAUUGUGCAGGACACAUUAGCCGCAACAUUCACCACCUGCCAAGAAGGAGAGAGGCAGCUCUUCACCUUCAUUCACAAUUAGUGAAUAUUUUGAGAGAACCUUUGCUGAUGCAUUAAAGUAACACAAGAGACCAGUCAGUGCCUGUGGAAACAAAUCUUCCUCUCGCCCACAAUACAUCAUAUAGUUAUUAGCUACACUAUAAAUGUUUAUAUACAUUCAUUGUAUUUCUGUAUUUUUCAAAAUAAAGAAUUCUUAAUAA